Messenger RNA from Wasmannia auropunctata (little fire ant), 493 nucleotides. RefSeq lists its product as uncharacterized. NCBI's taxonomy places the organism in Eukaryota, Metazoa, Arthropoda, Insecta, Hymenoptera, Formicidae. The record is from RefSeq and is a predicted model, not a curated record. The annotation marks the transcript as partial. The transcript has a single exon.
UUUGCAGAUCUACCCAUGGGUGAAUCAAUCGAGGAGAUUGCCGAAUCUGUAGAUGAGUUACGAGAGAAACUCGCCAAUAUGAAGAAGCUCAUGAAAGAACGAACAGGCACAACGCUGGGAGAGAUCAGUGCUCGGAAAAGAAAAGAAACUUCUAAUAUGAUAGAUGGCAAUCUAUUAUCCUGGAUUUUCUUAUUGGCUUUUAUAGGGAUCUUGAUCGUUAGCAUCUAUGCCUUCUAUAAUCUUUACAUUGCAGUGCUAAAGAGAUUCCCAUCCCAUCAUACGGAAUUAUAAAAAGAUUAUGUGAAAACAAAAGGAGCAAAGCUUAAAUUUUCGCAAAUUUUCAACGAUAUAAAAAAAUCGGCCUUGUUUAAUUUUCCCAUUCCAUAAAUAUCCCAACAAGGGAAAUUCCAAUGCCGCUAUGUUCCUUUUGCUACAAAUUGUUUGACCGAUAUGUGUUCGAUUUUUUUCAAUAAAGAAACGAUAUUAUAGAAAA